AUGUUCGCCCGUUCAGAGACCUUUUUGAGGUAUUCGUUGCUUCUGUGUCGACCACAACCACCGGCAGCACUCUGUGAUGCCAAAGCGCUGGAGGAGCAUCCAGCCAAGCUGGCAGCAGCUAACUUGCGCGGGCGGCUGAUGGAAGCCCAGCGUGUAGCGCUCGCGAUGAUGCACGCUGCCUUCGGACGACGACAUCACGAUGCCCAGUGGAGGCUCAUCGUCCUGGCAUAUUAUCGUUUCAUUCUCCCGGUCCUCGCGCUCAGCGACGAGGAGGAGCGUGUGCUCCGCCUGGCGACAGGAGACCUGCGACCGCUGCCUACACAGCUACCCCCCAGUGAGGACUUGCUCGAUGCGGUGGCCUCGCUCGCCAUCGUUGGCAGGGUCAAUGUGAAUCCAAAGGAGUUGAUUGAGAAGAUCUUCCUGGAGAGAUGGCUGGGCGCGCUGGAUGUGCUUUUGCAGUCGACGCCUCGGGGUAGCCCUGCAGUUCAUCAUCCGGAGAUCGUCUCUGCGUUGGCGAAGACCUUAGUCUUCGCGGAGGAAGGUGACGUCCCCGAGGACACAAGGAGAUUGAAGACAACAGCGCCUGGAGAUUUGGAGCUUCGCGUGGGCUUACGCCGUAUUUUCCAGCCGGACGCCAAAGCCGCGUCGCCGGCACUCUCCCCGACGAACUCGCGCAAUGACCUCGGGGUCACGGUCGCCUGCUCGGCCGGACAUCGUCUCGUUUCAGACCUGCAGGUGAACAACUCUUGCGACUUCUGCUACGAGCACCGGACUCACUUCCGAUGUGCGCGUUGCGACUUCGAUCUCUGCGCUCGCUGCUGGGAGGAGAGGAGGCGAGACGAGAUGAACACAGGGAUAGCUCUGGCGAUCAUCGGCCGCCAUCGAAGCAGCAGCAAAACCGCCGUCGCCCUAAGGGACAUGGUGGUGGCGCAGCCGCUGGCGGGGCGAGCCCAGGAGCUGAGAGGGUACCUCCAGCGCCUGCGGCGCGAAGCAACCGGACUCGGGUCACCGCUGGCGCCCGAGGAUCUGCCAAGCUACACGGCUUUGCUUGAGGAGCGCUUUGAAUCCUCCUCCACGGCAGUCGUGCUGGGCAGUGCCGAGGUGCCAGAGAGCCUGGCUCUGGGCAGUGAUGCAUACUGUGGGCCGAAUGGCUUGUGCGACGCACCGAGCUUGGAGCCCGAGGAGGAGGUGGCAGAGGCUGAGGAGGAGCGGCUGCUCUUGGUGGCGAAGUGCGAUGGGGUGCUGAGCGCCUUGCUGGACGAGCCAAGAGGUAUCGCUGAGGGCCUCUUCAGCGAGAUCUGGCGCGACGAGGAUCAGCGCGAGGCGGUCCUGACACGCUUCGCUGCAGCGUGGGACGAACGCUACGCAGCCCGCGUCAAGAGCCUCUUCGAGGUCAGCGCGGACGCCCGGGAGGCGGCUUGGGCCUCCCUGCAACGGGCGCUGCUUUUCAACCUCCUGGAUGCCGCCGAGGCAGCCCACGAGUCCAUCGAAGUGGAGACACAGCACAACUACAAGUGCCACCAGAACGUGGUCUUCAAAGUCAUGUGCCGCUCAGCGUCCCGACUGCGUCUGACCUUCGACGGCCAGUGCCAGACGAGCGAGCAGGAUGCUCUGUCGAUCUUCGCCGACGCCAAGCUCAGCCGAAAGCUGGCUGUUUGCUGUGGCAAGCAGCCAGGCUUCGGAAGUGUGGUCCAGGUCUACGGAAACGCGGCGUGGUUCGUCUGGCGGUCGGGCAGCGACCGCAGGCGAAGUGACCGAGACACGGGCCACUGGGGGUGGCGGAUGAUGGUGGAUGUUGCUGCGGCCUCGGUGUUUAUCGAGUUGCACGUGUCCGGGUUGCGAAGGUUUGAUUCCAAGAGGCGCAUUUGGCGGAAGCAUCCUGAAACGGAAGACGAGUAA
Messenger RNA from Symbiodinium natans, 1899 nucleotides. Lineage: Eukaryota; Dinophyceae; Suessiales; Symbiodiniaceae. The record is from the annotation of a GenBank genome assembly.